AUGCCCCUGACGGCUAAUAUUGAUGAUUUAUAUGCUGCUAUUCUUGGCUAUGAAUUGGAAAAUGAAUGGAAUUCUGAAGAGUUCAAUGCUGGGGAUCAUAAAUGGAAGGUUAGUGUAUAUCCAAAAGGUAGUGGAAAACGAAAGGGAAGUCAUGUUUCCAUUUUCUUGCAUAAAGUAGGAUUUUCCUCAGGUGAAAAAGUUAAGGCUGAUUACUCCAUAUGCAUAAAGAACCAGUAUGGAAAUGGCAAUCGCAAGCAUCUCUUCAAUCACUUGUUUUCGGCUUCUAGCAGCAGUUGGGGAAGACGUAGUUUCAUUCCAAUCGCUGAUAUGAAACAACCAGGAUUUUUAGUUGAAGAUCUCUGCAUUAUUGAAGUUGAAAUUUCUAUUCAAGCUGUCUUCUGGAAUAAAAUUGGAUUUAAAAUGUAA
This is a messenger RNA of Fraxinus pennsylvanica, 426 nucleotides long. NCBI's taxonomy places the organism in Eukaryota, Viridiplantae, Streptophyta, Magnoliopsida, Lamiales, Oleaceae. The record is from the annotation of a GenBank genome assembly.